AUGGGAUUGUUUAGAAAAUCGAGUAAUAGCUCAAGUAGCUCGGGUGGUCAUCAACCAGAUGUCAAGUUGACAAAAGAAGAUAGAGAGAAUUUCAAAAUUCGCACUGCUUCCGUUCAUGAUCCAAUCUUGGAAGCUGUGCAGGAAGCGCAACCAUUUGAACAGGCUGCUGACGCGCUUCAAGAGGACCCAAACAGACGGUCUUACUACUCCAAUGGUGAAAAUGGCCAACAUCUGCGUGAUGUCUUCGGACAGCCCAUCAGACAGCCUGACGUCUCCAACCCCACACGGGCCAGAGAUGAGAGACCACUCGACACUAUCAGAAGUUUUGAGUACUCGAUCUCGGGAGAUCCAUCGUGGUCGCAACGCCUUGAGACCCAGCAGUAUGGGUUUCGUGUGAGGCCCGAUUUUCCUACCUUUGGUAACGGUAAUCCAUAUGCUAUGACUGGCGAUCAAGGUGCGGCCAUGCCGUCCUCUGCUUAUGCCACACAGGAGCAGGCCAUCUACCAAGCCCCAGUUCCCGUUGAAGAAGGUAAAAAGAAGAAGAAGAGAGGAUUGUUUGGUAGGAAAAAGAAGGAUUGA
This is a messenger RNA of Lachancea fermentati, 579 nucleotides long. Lineage: Eukaryota; Fungi; Ascomycota; Saccharomycetes; Saccharomycetales; Saccharomycetaceae. The record is from the annotation of a GenBank genome assembly.